GUAGAGACUGUUGGAAGAGAAGCAGCGGUUUCAUUUAGAGAGAGCCUGUUUUACACAGCAGCGACCCAGACUUAUGUGACUACUCCUCCUCAGGAUUCACGCAGACCCGCUAUUCACUUGCAGUAGUUAGUAGAAAACAAAGUAAACAGCAACACUGCGGCGGCUUGUCGCAACACUUUGCUUCCUUUUUUUUUAAAAUCUGAGACACAUUAUAAGUUUUAAAUGCAACGCUGUUUGAUAUAUGAGAAAACGAUGGCAGCCGAGACGAGGAACGGCGGGACUUCACUGAACAACAAUAACUGCAAAGACCACCGCAGGAGAAAGCUGCUGGUCGGUGUGGACCUCUUCUGCUUGUUUUUAGCCGGCCUGCCUUUCUUGGUCAUUGAGACCAGUGCUGUUCAGCCUUACCGUAGAGGGUUUUACUGCGAUGAUGAGUCCAUCAAGUACCCAGCCAAAAACGGAGACACCAUUAGCGACGGUGUGCUUAGCGCUGCUGGCAUUCUUAUCACCAUCCUCUCUAUCAUCGUCGGAGAGAGCUACAGGAUCUACUUUCUGAACGAGGGAUCCAAGUCUUUUGUAGGGAACCCCUACAUUUCUGCUCUUUACAAGCAGGUUGGAGUGUUCAUCUUUGGUUGUGCCAUCAGUCAGUCCUUCACUGACAUUGCAAAAGUGUCAGUGGGCCGCAUGCGCCCACACUUCCUUGAUGUGUGCAAACCUGAUUUCUCCACUAUCAACUGCUCCCUGGGCUACAUCACUGACUACCAGUGUCAGGGGCCAGAGAGCAAAGUUCAAGAGGCCAGGAAAUCUUUCUUCUCUGGACACGCAUCAUUCUCCAUGUACACCAUGCUUUAUCUGGUGUUUUACCUGCAGUCUCGUUUCACUUGGCAUGGAGCCCGCCUGCUGCGCCCUCUGACCCAGUUCACCCUCAUUAUGAUGUCUUUCUACACCGGCUUGUCCCGCGUCUCUGAUCACAAGCACCACCCUACUGAUGUCCUAGCAGGUUUUGUACAGGGAGCCCUGGUGGCUUACUGCAUAGUAUUCUUUGUUUCAGACUUGUUCAAGCCCAAAGGUAGACGUUCUACUCUAUUGCCAACCCCGGUGAAGAAAGAUCUUGUUCCUCCAGCAGACAUCAGAGAGCGAAGCAACCAUCUCAUCAUGGCAUAGAGAAGACUGCAAACUGACUGUAUAUAACCCUGACCUGUGCCAAUUUAAAUAACUACUAUAGCCACUGGUCAAUACUGGAUACAAUUAAACUCCAACAAUCUGGAAAAUGUAGACAAGUAUGGAAGCUUGAACAUCUCAAAGGACGAGAGGUGGCAACGGAAAAACAGUUGAGCAAGUUAUGCUUUCUCAAUGGAAAGUUUCAUCUUUUUCCUCAGUCUCUCCAGACGUUUUAAUGUGGAAAAGAGAGAGAACCAGGGAUAUUUGUCCUUCUCCUGUUGUGAAAGAGAUCUGCUUUGUAGAUUCUCCUCUGUCAAGCCCUUUCCAUGGACUAAUGUCUGAAAUGAAACAAAACCGAGAAAUGGCAGCUGUAAACAAAGCUCCGUGUAGCUCUUGUGCCUUCUUCCCUCAGCUGCAUUCAGCAUGUGAUCUAUACUCGUAUUCCUGCCACUCGCUCACUGUGCGACUAAUACAAACAAAUCAUGACAAGAAAAACUACAACAAAAAAAAAAACAAAUUCCUUGAUUUCAGGAAGGAUAUUUAGCUUGGUUUUAUUGCAAAACUGAGCAUUGUACUUAUGUGUGAUUUAUAGCACUAUUUUAGCUACACUCAGUACUGUUUGUCACCACUUGAAUGAUCACGAAGUGAAGCUUUUGGAAAGCUUUAUAAGCCUUUGUAAGCUUUUAUUAUGUCCAUAAUGUAGAGUUCCUUAGGUGCACAUGAGUUACAGUAGGUGGAAAGUACAGUGAGGGCAUAUGUGUUGGAUGUGGGCCUCUUUCUGCUGGCUAGGACGAGCCCCCACUGAGCCAUUUAAUGAAAUGACUGUCUGUUAUAUGUACCAGACGGGUGCUCACAAGUGUUAGGUCAGAGUGUGUGGGAGUGUGUGAGCGUCGGGUGUGUCCCUUGCGUAUGCUCAUGUGUAUGUCUCUGUGUGUGUUUGGGUGAGGCCUUUCUAUGUGUGUGUGCCAGUGUGUCUUAAUGUCAUGUCUAUAUAUUUCAGUGUUUAUAGCCUCCAAGCGUGCCUCUCUCCAGCCAGAGAACAGGCACCUGCUCCAACAGACGCAUGUAACUUGAGACUGGAACACUGUGGGAAAAAAAAAUCUCCUACACAAAAAAAUCAUAUUGAGUACACGUAUUUUACUGAUACUAAUCAAAGUGAUUAUUCAUGUCACUGAGAAAUCCUGUGAUAUAUAUAUUAGCCAUCCAGACACUUAUACUUAAAAGCGAGACAGGGACUAGACCAGUGGAUAGGUAGAGUAGCUUUUCAGUGCCAAAGCACAAUUUAGCAAAACAGUGAAAAGGAAAAAAACAAAAACAUAUUAUUUUGGCACAUUGUAACUCCUUAAUAUGUCAUCAAGCCUUGUACUAUAACAAGGCUAACAGUGAGGCUGUGUAUUAUAAUAGACGAAAAUCAUUACGUUGAAUUCUAAAGGAAUAAUCAUGCUAAUAUGUUUGCAUGAUAUUAGUAAUUAACUGUUUUUAGCAAAAACUCAUAACACUGAAAACCACUGACUAAAAGCAUCACUCUAACUCAGUUUUAAGUCUCUGAGGCAGACUUUGAACUGAAGCUUAUAGGGAAACUCGUUCUUUCUACAUACAUGUCUUGAAAAUCUACUAUAUGCAGCAUCAGAAAAUGCUGCAUGCUGCCAUACAUUGUACAGUACCAUACUGUGUAUAUACAGUAUACAGUGUGUCUGAAGAAACACCCACUAUGACUUUGUGUCGAGACCUGUGUAAACGUAAAACAUGCUGCUUUAAAGAGGCAAAGCUUGGCAGAUGUCAUCCAAUAAAGUUGACAACUUGUGAAUAAAGUUUUAUUAAAAACAAAGCUCUCAAAGUAGAAAGCUUCAGUACCUUUUUAUUAAAAAUGCCUUUCAGUAUUUUUGUAAUGUCGUGAAAUUUUGUACAAUGAAACUGUAAGACGUGUCAAAGAUAAAGUGUCUUUAAUAAAACACAAAAGAUCAAGAGCAGUGUA
Molecule: messenger RNA, 3136 nt
Organism: Toxotes jaculatrix (banded archerfish)
Lineage: Eukaryota; Metazoa; Chordata; Actinopteri; Toxotidae
Product: phospholipid phosphatase 3-like
Exons: 6
Coding region: 223-1164 (313 amino acids)
Biological process (GO): canonical Wnt signaling pathway; phospholipid metabolic process; phospholipid dephosphorylation
Molecular function (GO): phosphatidate phosphatase activity
Source: RefSeq, a predicted model, not a curated record